Molecule: messenger RNA, 2130 nt
Organism: Hevea brasiliensis (rubber tree)
Lineage: Eukaryota; Viridiplantae; Streptophyta; Magnoliopsida; Malpighiales; Euphorbiaceae
Product: pentatricopeptide repeat-containing protein At1g09190
Exons: 1
Coding region: 76-1530 (484 amino acids)
Biological process (GO): RNA modification
Molecular function (GO): protein binding; RNA binding
Source: RefSeq, a predicted model, not a curated record
UACUCCCGCCAAAAUACAACAAACUUGUCCAAGUCAAUGUUCUCUCUGAAUCCUGCCCUGUAGGGAGAGGGAGAAAUGAGCAGAACUUGCAGGGAGAUUGAACGUAUGAUCUUGCGCCUCCUCCACGGCCACGAUACCCGGUCCCAACUCCGCCAAAUCCACGCCCAUUUCCUUCGCAAUGGCCUUCACCAACUCAACCAAAUCGUUGCUCAUUUCGUUUCUGUUUGUGGAUCUCAAAACAAAAUGGCCUAUGCACAUCGCCUCUUCUGCCAAUCACAACACCCCAAUAUAUUACUCUUUAAUUCCAUGAUCAAAGGGUACUCUCUUUGUGGACCCUUUGAAGAGUCUUUCAGUUUGUUUUCCUCUAUGAAAAAUCGACGCAUUUGGCCUGAUGAGUAUACUUUUGCGCCUCUGCUCAAGGCUUGUUCGAAUCUUUGCGACCUUAAACUUGGCCGGUGUGUUCAUAAGGACGUUAUAAUUGUUGGAUUUCACUGUUUUAGCUCGAUACGAAUUGGGGUUGUUGAGUUGUAUACAACUUGUGGGAUAAUGGAAGAUGCUGAGAAAGUGUUUGAUGAAAUGUGUGACAUGGAUAUCAUUGUUUGGAAUUUAAUGAUUCACGGCUACUGUAAGAGAGGAGAUUUUGAUAUGGGUCUGCAUUUGUUUAGGCAGAUGAGUGAACGGAGUAUUGUUUCUUGGAAUAUCAUGAUUUCUUGCUUGGCACAAAGUGGGCGGGAUAGUGAAGCUUUGGGACUUUUUCAUGAAAUGAAGGACCAGGGUUUCAACCCAGACGAGGCAACUUUGGUAAUAGUUUUGCCUAUCUGUGCUCGUUUGGGAGCUGUUGAAGUGGGGCAAUGGAUUCAGUCUUAUGCCGAGUCAAGUGGUUUUUAUCGAGAUUCUGUGUCUGUGGGCAAUGCAUUAGUGGAUUUUCACAGUAAAUGUGGUGUUCUGGAGACUGCUAAGAAAGUAUUUAAUGAGAUGCCUCAAAAGAGUGUGAUUUCUUGGAAUGCAAUGAUCUCAGCUAUGGCUUUUAAUGGGAAAGGUGAACUUGGGAUAGAAUUAUUUGAGGAGAUGACAAAGGCAGGCAUCUGCCCUAAUGAUGCGACCUUUGUAGGGGUUUUAUCAUCAUGUGCUCAUGCAGGGUUAGUAGAAAAGGGGAGGACUUUGUUUGCUUCAAUGACUUUAAAUCACCAAAUUGUUCCAAAACUUGAGCACUAUGGAUGCCUGGUUGAUCUCCUUGGGCGAAGUGGAUGUGUAAGGGAGGCUUAUGAUUUGAUUAGAAGCAUGCCUGAGAAGCCAAAUACUUCUUUAUGGGGUUCUUUACUCGGUGCUUGCCGUACUCAUGGUGACAUGGAGCUAGCGCAACUUGCAGUUGAAGAGCUUGUAAAUCUUGAACCAUGGAAUUCUGGUAAUUAUGUGUUGUUAUCAAAUAUAUAUGCAGAAGAAGAGAGAUGGGACAAAGUUGAGGAGGUAAGAACAAUGAUGAAGGAGAGGAGCGUCGAGAAAACACCGGGGCAGAGUUCAGUUGGAUAGUUUGCGAUGCUGAAUUGAUUUAAUACCUUACUGCUGGUUGGUUUUUGGGAUCUACUACGUUCUGUUCAUAGUGAAAAUCUCAAUUUCAAGAGCAAAGAUUCUGAUCUUACUUCUGCCAAAGUGAAAUAUAAUUCACAGCAGAGCAGGGCUCAGCAUUCUGAUUCGUCUCGUAAUUUUUAUGAUGUUGACCAUGUCAAUGCAAGUCAGAUGACAAGAAUGUAUUAAAUUAGGAGCCAAAGCCAGAAAUUAUAUUUCAGAUAUAAGUUAUCCCUCGAGUUGUCUGUCUUGCAGUGAAAUUCGUUUGAGAACAUGGAAUCAUUUGGAAAAUGAAAUACUUCGAACAUGGAAAAUAAAUGCUGUUGCCGUGAAUAUCCUGAUGAUAACAAAAUCCCAACAACAGUAGAGAAUGUCAAGAACAAGGGAAAUGAAUGUGGUGAAGGAGGUUACUAGAAAUGUAUAUUCGGGGCCAUGACAUGGUGACCUGAGUAGCAGCACGAUUUGGCUAUAGAAAUUAACUAGACUUAUGUCCGCGCAACGGUUUAAUAAUUUUUGAUAUGUUAUUUAAUUGAAUAAAAAUAUAGAUGUGCAGCUUUGUCAAUA